AUGGUUCUUACAAUGCUUAGUGACGCUACCGGUGUCCCAAAACCAGUCCUUCGAUUAUUACUUAGUAUUUUAGCCGCUUAUCCGGCUGCUCUUUUUUAUCAUAUCGCAUUUCUCCGUCCUAUGAAAACAAUAUGGGCUCCUUUUAUUCGUAACCUUUAUAUCGUUGUGACUGGCCUUUCAAUUUCUUAUUUUUUUAAUGGAAGUGAUAUAAAACAUUCUCUGAUAACAACUAUCGUAACUUGGCUUAUUUGUUAUUUCGGAGACAUAAUUGGAAACAGAAAGCUUGCUUGUGCUGCAUCAUUUAUCUUCAACUUUUCUUAUAUUCUCAUUGGCUAUUAUGUUACCUCAACCGAUGAAUAUGACGUUGAUUGGACUAUGCCACAAUGCGUUCUUUGUUUAAGAAUGAUUGGGUUUUCAAUGGAUUUUAUGGAUGGAGCUAAAGUUUUAAAAUCAUCCGCACCUGAAAAGAAAACAAUCGAUAACAAUAAGAUCGAUCCUCCAGUUACUCAAUUAAAAACACCAAAGCAACCUAUUUCAUUUGAAAAGAAUUCUCAACUACCAACUUUACCUCCCUUGAUCGAAACCAUCGGUUAUGCGUAUUUCUUUGGAUCUUUCUUGAUUGGUCCACAAUUUUCUUUCCACCUUUAUCGUAAACUCAUUACCAUGUCUUUAUAUGCUGAUGUAAAUAAUAUCCCGUCGGGAUCUUAUAAAUGCGCAUUAAAAAGUUUCUUUAUUGGAGCAUUGUAUUUAGGUAUACAACAAAUAGGUGUAGGAUUUUUUCCCAUGUCAUAUUUGUUGACUAAAGAAUAUGCUGCUAGUCCAUUCUUUGAAAGGCUUGUAUGUAUGUGGUUUGCAGGAAAAUUUGCUUUCACAAAGUACCUAGGCAUCUGGACUUUGGCCGAAGGAUCAUGUAUUUUAUCCGGUAUUUCUUUUAACGGUUAUGAUGAUAACGGUAAACCGGAAUGGAACGGUUUGGCCAACGUUGACAUUAUGAAAUUCGAAUUUUCUACAUCGCUUAAUCAAAUUGUUACGGCUUUUAACACAAAUACGAAUCUUUGGACCAAGUUAUAUAUCUUUAAACGACUUAUUUUCCUUGGAAAUAAAAAUCUUUCAUCACUUGGUGCAUUACUCUUCCUUGCUUUAUGGCAUGGACUUCACCCGGGGUACUAUUUCUGUUUCUUCCUUGAAUUUGUAGAUAUUGAGACAGAGAAAAGAUGGGUGAAACGAUUAGAACCGUACACUAAACAAUUAUAUGAUCCAAUGAAUAAAUCUUAUUCUAUCACUAUUUUAAGGAGAUUACAUAAUUUUGCGUGUUGGUUUGGUCAGACUUGUGGAUUACAUUAUGCAAUGGUAUCAUUUGAAUUAUUAAAAUGGGAUCGCGUCAUAACUGCAUAUAAUUCAGUAUAUUGGAUUGGACAUAUAGUGGUAUUUACAUUACUUCUUGCCGACAAUAUUUUACCAAGAAAAAGAGUGAAAAAAAUUGGAGACAUAAAUAAUACAAAACUUUCAUUGAAUGAAAAGGCAAAGGUUGUUUCUGAUUAUGUUAACGGUACUAAAAUUAAAGAGCAGUAA
Funneliformis mosseae is the source of this 1572-nucleotide messenger RNA. NCBI's taxonomy places the organism in Eukaryota, Fungi, Glomeromycota, Glomeromycetes, Glomerales, Glomeraceae. The record is from the annotation of a GenBank genome assembly.